Sinocyclocheilus grahami is the source of this 1631-nucleotide messenger RNA. RefSeq names its product collagen type XXIV alpha 1 (gene col24a1). The transcript is spliced from 13 exons. Bases 109 to 1173 code for a protein of 354 amino acids. Gene Ontology annotation, molecular function: extracellular matrix structural constituent. The record is from RefSeq and is a predicted model, not a curated record. Lineage: Eukaryota; Metazoa; Chordata; Actinopteri; Cypriniformes; Cyprinidae.
CGCGGCGAUACCGGUCUGGAAGGGAGGGCGGGACUUCCUGGCCCGCGGAGCGAGCUUGGACUUCCCGGUGUCGUCGGAGAGAGAGGGCCAACGGGGUCAAAGGGCGAGAUGGGUUUACCGGGCGACGGAGGACCGGCGGGUGCUAAAGGCAUGGAGGGGGCGGUGGGAGACCAAGGCGUGAAGGGAGAGCAAGGUGCCAAAGGAGAACCAGGUGAGGUGGGAGACGCAGGCAUGCUGGGACUCCAGGGGUUUCCGGGACCCAAGGGUCCGAACGGAGAUCUAGGAUUCACUGGUAUUCCUGGACUCAAAGGGCCGGCGGGAGUUCUGGGUUUCUCUGGUCCUGUCGGUCCGGUGGGAAUGAUCGGUCCGCUGGGGAAGCCUGGUGCCAGAGGACCUAAAGGAAGCCGUGGAGAGAUGGGGCCUCAGGGGCCGCAGGGCAGUCCAGGGCCACAGGGGCCUCCAGGUUUACCCGGCCCAUCGAUACGCGUCAGUAUGGACGUCCAAGCGCUGAUGGAGUCCAGUGCACCUCUAGAGCUGGAGAGUUACCAGAACACAGACGCGUCUCAAACCGAGCGGAGCGCUGAGAUCUUCAGGACGCUGCGGUAUCUGAGCAGCGUCAUCGACAGCAUGAAAACGCCGCUGGGAACGAGAGAAAACCCGGCCCGCUUCUGCAGAGACCUGCUGGACUGCAGACACACGAUGAGCGACGGGUUGUUCUGGAUCGAUCCAAAUCUGGGCUGCAGGUCUGACGCCAUCCAGGUGUUCUGUAACUUCACCGCAGCUGGACAGACCUGCUUGAACCCCGUUACAACAGAGAAGGCCGCGUUUGAUGUCGGGAAAGUCCAGAUGAAGUUCUUACACUUACUGAGCGCCAUGGCGACCCAGACCGUUUCCCUCCACUGCUACAGUGACCCGGUGACGGUUACCAUGGAGACGCCUCGGGCCCUGCGUUUCCGGGGUUGGAACGGUCAGGUGUUCGAGGAAAACUCGCCUCUGAGUCCACAUGGGGUUCUGGAUGACUGUGAGAUCCGUGACGGCAGCUGGCAUCAGUCGCGAUUCCUGUUUCAAACCCAGGACACUCAGCAACUUCCCAUCGUGGACAUUCAAGGUGUCCAUCCCUCGCGUCCAGGAGACCAGCGGCACGUGGAAGUGGGUCCUGUUUGCUUCCUGUGAAAUCACUGAAGGACUAAAAACGGUCCUGAUCCUCAAAUCAGAGCAGCGGCGAUCUGAGCGACUGCAACGGUCCUGGGACGUCUCUAAAACCCACCUGAAGAACGAGCGCGUCUCCAGCCCGGGACGUCGCUCCAUCCCUGUGUUUUGAGAGACUGCUGUUGUGUUUUAUCUGUUGUGGUUUCUGUUUUCUUCCAUUCAAACAUGCACAAAGUCUCGGGCAGAGUCCUUGUGAAUUGUACGAUCGAUCUCGAAUAGAUAAAGAGCCAGACAAGGUUGAUCUUGUUAGCAAACGAUGAAAAGGCCGACCUGGACUCUCUAGAUGGUGCUCUACCUCCUUCACAUACAGGUGCUCAUGUUCAGGUGCAUCCAGCCCCAAACUAACUCUACGCAAGUACGCCAAUGCAAACUCCAUUUAGUGCAUCAUUGUGUUCUGCUAUUUGUCUUCUACUAUUAGUUUU